Molecule: messenger RNA, 711 nt
Organism: Calliphora vicina (urban bluebottle blowfly)
Lineage: Eukaryota; Metazoa; Arthropoda; Insecta; Diptera; Calliphoridae
Exons: 1
Coding region: 1-711 (236 amino acids)
Source: RefSeq, a predicted model, not a curated record
AUGAUUAAACCUAAAUUAUUUGUUAUCAAAUAUUUAACCUUGAUUUUCGUAAUUUUCUUGAUCGUUAAACCACUUCAAGCGGCCAUUAUACAAAAUCCAAAACUCAGCAAUACCGAAGAUGGUUUUCUAGAACUAAAACCUAAUGGUUCAUUGAUAUUGCGCAGCACCCUCAACAAUUCCUCCAAUGUCUGGCAAGAGGCCAUCAUCUUUAAGACCAUUCUGAAUGCCAUACGUUUAAUGCCGCUGCAGACGAAAAACACAUUGAAUGAUUUGAAUCAGAAAAUUUAUGGUGAUGGUGUCGAACAUAAAUUUCCACCAUUUAUGGAACGUGUUAUCCAACGUAUACAGACAUAUUUUUCUAUUUACAAAUACACCGAUACCAGUAAACCGGUGCGGGAGGAUUAUAAGCCAACCACAGCAACAACAUCAACAUCAUCCACAACAACAAGUGGAAUACCUAAUGAGACAUUGACUUUGGGCCAACAAAAUGAAAUCGAUGUCAAUUUAACUAGCGGCAAUAAUAAUAGUUUUAAUCGAAAUAACAAGACUUCAUCGAUCAGUGUGGAUAAAUUCAAAAGACCAUUAAAGACAACCACAACCCCUAUCCCCACCACAACAGCUUUGACUUAUGACGCAGACGCAGACGAAGAGAAUGAAUUUAUUGAAAUAAAAAAGAAACAAAACAAAUCGUUGAAUACUAAGAAAUCAUAA